UAUAUCUUCUAUCACUUAUAUUAGGUUUUUUAGAGGCAAAAAAACGAUGGAUAUGAACAACACAAUACAUAUGGAAAAUAGAGAACAAAAUGGAUAUAAUGUUCAGCAGAUUCCUUCAUAUCAUCAGAAUUUAGUACAUAAUCAUCAGUAUUGUCCAUAUUCAAAAGGGAAUAGUAUCAUCUCUAUCGAUGAAUUAGCAGAAUUAAAUCUUAAUUCAUCAGUUAAUCCAGUUGCUCAUGAUAUUGGGAUUUCCCCUGAUACGCAAUUUUUAGUUUGCCAUAACUCUAAUCUUUCAUAUACUAGUGAUUUUUAUUCUAUAGAUGUUGGACCUAUGGCAAUUGAAAAUCCUAGACCUAUUCAAAGUAUCAGUAUGCCAGCUACAAUGGAUGAUUAUCAAUCUUCUCAGAUUUAUUCUAAUGAUUCCUUUAAAUUGUUUUUUGACACAAAUUCUAAAAAUACAAUUUGCAAGAAAAUGAAUGAUUCAGCUGUUUUUGUUGAAAUGCCUUUUAUGUCUUUUAAUGUUUUUGAUGAUAAAAAGCUUUUGGAAAAAUAUAGAAAACGUCGUGAGAAUCAUAAUGCAGUUGAACGUCGUCGAAGAGAUAAUAUUAAUGAAAAAAUACAAGAACUUGCUGCUCUUAUUUCAAAAAAUCCUUUCAAAGAUAAAAUAAAAUUAGAUACGGAUACAAAGGAUAAAGGUUAUAAUGAUUUUAAACUAAAUAAAGGCGAAAUCUUGCGGCAAUCUGUUAAUUACAUUCAAUCUUUGCAAAAUUAUAUUAAUGAAUUAAAUUCUCGAUCUAAAUUGCUUGAAAACGAAAUUAUUAGGCUUGGUGGUGAUAUAAACUUUACAAAUAAGAUAAAAUCUGUUUCUUCUAUUCCUUUAAACAUCAAAAAUACCACUUCUAAUGAUUGUGAUGAUAAUAGUUUUACCAGUAUUCCCUCUAAAAACGAUUCUUGUGAUGAAUUAGAUAUGGAUUAUUAGUUAUUAUUUUUUAUUAUAUAGCACAAUUUAAAUUAAAUACAAUU
Molecule: messenger RNA, 1023 nt
Organism: Pneumocystis carinii B80
Lineage: Eukaryota; Fungi; Ascomycota; Pneumocystomycetes; Pneumocystales; Pneumocystaceae
Exons: 2
Coding region: 47-979 (310 amino acids)
Biological process (GO): regulation of transcription by RNA polymerase II
Cellular component (GO): nucleus
Molecular function (GO): DNA-binding transcription factor activity, RNA polymerase II-specific; protein dimerization activity; RNA polymerase II cis-regulatory region sequence-specific DNA binding
Source: RefSeq, a predicted model, not a curated record